AUGCAGUGUGUGUGGACGUGGUGGGCUGUCGCCGUGCUGCUGGCGUCGCUUUCCGCUGUUUCUACUGGUCAAGAUGCCUCGGUAUCAUCUGGAACUGCUGCUAUUGUCCCCUCGAGUCGUCGGGUGGCUCCUGUCACGGAAGCUUCGGAGCAGAUCGCAGUCGGGACUUGUGGUCCCCGUCUGCGCAAGUCGUGGGACAUGCUGCGCCCCGUUGAGAAAGAGGUGUACCUGCGUGCGAUUGAAAAGUCCAUGGACGACGGCUACUACAUCAAGUUUGUCGAGAUCCACACGGAGCAAAUGACGACGGCAGAGGCGCACAACACGUGCAUGUUUGUCUACUGGCACCGCUUGUUGCUCUUGGGUUUUGAAAACAUGCUGCGGAGCUACGGUGGCGAGUUUGCGUGCAUCACAGUGCCGUACUGGAACUACGUGGACGACAACCAGCGCUACAUGAUGGGCGCGUGUCGAAGCAUGGAGGAGUGUUCGCCGCUCUUGCGCGAGUUUGGCGGAUCGCGCCGAGGCACCGAUGGGUCGAUCAACAUCAACGGAUCCCCUAUCAGUGGCACGUGCGUCGUGACGCCGCCUUUGAAUCACUUUUGCGAAGCGACGCACCUCAGCAGCGAGGAUUGCGCACACUGUGUACCCCGAGGCGACUGGCUAGGCUCUCCCUUCCCACCAACCACGACAGUGAGCUCACUUGCGCGCCAGCUUUUCGCGACGCCAACCAUUGCUGGUGUCGUGGCCAAUUUGGAGCUGGGCAUUCAUAAUACUAUCCACAGCGCUCUCUCAGGAGCGAUGGGCGUUUUGGAAGCCCCAGCCGAUCCGAUUUUUUUCUCGCACCAUUCGACGAUCGACCUGCUUCAUUCAAUCUACUACAAGUGCGUAGUUGGCAACACAGUUUCGAUUCCGCUGGAGCAGAAGCUAAGAGACCCUCGGGUGUUUACCGAAUGUCCGCGACGUCAGCCACUUCCGGUGAACGCGAGGGAUCAAAACAUUUUGUCUCCGCAAUCAAGUGCCUUGCUACGGACGGGCGAAGAAGGAGUGAACCCAAUGUCAGUGUUCUCGCGGAACAACAUGCUGGCCCCGUUUUUCUCCUCUCUCCCGUCGGAGUACCUGAGUUUCUCGGACAUUCGCGACAUUGGUGUUUUCAGCUACAAUUACGAGAUGACGGGGCUGCUUGCCGAAAUGUUUACUUCGUGCCCCGGUGCGGAUGCCGCACCGAAUGUCGCUCGCUCGCCAUUCCGUAACCUGGCAAGUUCUGCCAACGCCACAGAGGACAAGCCAAAGUUUGUCGAAGCAGUUAUUGUUCCCAGCAACAAGACGGUGGACAACUGGUACAGCGAGGCGCUAGCUGCAGCAUCAAACCGUUCGUCGAUUGAGACUGUGAUGACGGAGGCUUCGCAAGACUCACUUGAGGCGAUCCGAGAUGUCGAAAAGAUGACUUGCGUGUUUUACGAUGAGUGCCGUGACGGUGUGCACGACUUUAGUGACAACUUCCGUCACAGCUUCCAUGCGAGCGGCUCGUCGCCGUGCACCACCAUUCUCGCCGACAUCAAGAGUGGUCGUGAUCACAUUCGGACGCCUAACUGGCGCUCCAUCUUUUUCCGUCACAUGAAGUGUGAUCGCGGAACUUCGUGA
Molecule: messenger RNA, 1638 nt
Organism: Hyaloperonospora brassicae
Lineage: Eukaryota; Oomycota; Peronosporomycetes; Peronosporales; Peronosporaceae
Source: the annotation of a GenBank genome assembly